CUCUGCAGCAAUUCCAGAGAUCCGUCAAUCAUGCAAUGCAUUUUAAUACGUCAGAUUUUGUUUGCGCAGGCACCCAUCCCUGUUCAGAUCCCCAUGGGUGAUUUUACGAAAUUUACCGAGCGGCCAGCUUCUUAUCCUACAAGAAGCGAGGAAGGCCACGGAAGCCAGCGCACAGAAAACCCUGGCAUGAGAACGCCCAUGCGACGAAAUGACGUGAAUGAAGAGGAGACUCUAGCUGGGCGCGAAAAUUUUCGUUGUAUGUUUUUUCACUGGCCGGCGCGUGAUGUUUCAACGGAUCGGUUUAGGAUGGACUCGGCAUUGAUGAUGAUUUGAAAAGAUUCGCCAACAGGCCAUACAUAUGUCGUAGAUGGAUUCUGCGAAGGGAGAAGUUGCCCAUCUGCCCAUAUGGUUGCUUUUUUUUUUCCCGCUGUUUAUGAUUGAUGCUUGCGCGGAUGAUUUCUCCGCUAUCGAAACUGAAACUGCAAGCGCCAACGCUCAAAAUCUCAUUUCUCGCCAAUCCUGCUGGCGGGUUAGUCAGGCUGCAGGGUCCACCGCGCCAA
Blastomyces dermatitidis ER-3 is the source of this 560-nucleotide messenger RNA. RefSeq lists its product as uncharacterized. The coding region runs from base 31 to 333 and encodes 100 amino acids. Lineage: Eukaryota; Fungi; Ascomycota; Eurotiomycetes; Onygenales; Ajellomycetaceae. The transcript has a single exon. The record is from RefSeq and is a predicted model, not a curated record.